AUGGCUCUAAGAAUUCAAGAUCAAGAAUCCGGCGGAUCAACUCCGUUAGAAGGCGAUUCAGAGAACGCCGCAACUGGGCUAGCGGUUGUACAACUGGCUGCUAUUCUUAGAAAUGGCGGUCAGAUAGCUAUGGAUGUGAUAUCUCAUUCGUCCCCUGUCCUUGCAUCGUCAAGAUGGGCAAGUGAGAUGCACAUAAGCAAUUCCUGGGGGGUGAUCCAACACGUCGAAGGGUGUCGGCGAACAUCCGCCAUUGGUUGCCCGGAGACCAAAGGGAGAUGGCCGUGGUACAUCCUGUCCGGGCCAGUGGGACACAUCAGAUGCCACGAAAAGGUCAAUGUUGGCUGUCCCGGUGCUUUCGUGUUUGUUGGCUGGGUGGCUGAUUCUGUUGACGUCGACGUUUGGUGUUGGUGCUGGAAAGACAAAGCAGCUACACCGAAAGAAGGAUAUAUAGCCAGAAUCCCCACCUCCCUUUUUAUGCUUCAGGCAAAGAACUCUCGUAGAACUUCGAGCAGCCACAUCGGAGAAUACUUAAGAAGACGUGAUGGGGGAACGAUACGAGCGCCAUCGGGGCCGAAUCGUAGCCCAAGUCGGAGUGAGGAAGGUUGGCGGUAA
Nannizzia gypsea CBS 118893 is the source of this 612-nucleotide messenger RNA. RefSeq lists its product as hypothetical. The record is from RefSeq and is a predicted model, not a curated record. Bases 1 to 612 code for a protein of 203 amino acids. NCBI's taxonomy places the organism in Eukaryota, Fungi, Ascomycota, Eurotiomycetes, Onygenales, Arthrodermataceae. The transcript has 3 exons.